Molecule: messenger RNA, 724 nt
Organism: Phlebotomus argentipes
Lineage: Eukaryota; Metazoa; Arthropoda; Insecta; Diptera; Psychodidae
Gene: Cbp20
Product: nuclear cap-binding protein subunit 2
Exons: 2
Coding region: 238-705 (155 amino acids)
Biological process (GO): mRNA cis splicing, via spliceosome
Cellular component (GO): nuclear cap binding complex
Molecular function (GO): RNA cap binding
Source: RefSeq, a predicted model, not a curated record
CAAUAUGAAUUUAUCCCCAGAAUCCCAAGAAUCUCACAAGCUUACAAGGCUUCAUCAGCAGUUACACUUCAAAUUCUCAAAUCAUCAUCAAUUUUCAGCCAACUUCACACUGUCGAUAAGUGUCGGCAAAAAACUCAGUUGACGCCUGAAAAACGUAAACAAGUUGCGUUUUUUCACAGUUUUCACGCGAGAAAAGCAGAAAAUUGACCAAAAAUAGUGCAAAUUUCCCCACAAACCAUGGCAGCGUCAUCUGUGGAACUGAGUUCAUAUCGAGAUCAGCACUUUAAGGGCUCUCGCACUGACCAGGAGCGUCUUCUGAAGCUCUCCUGCACGCUGUACGUGGGAAAUCUGUCCUUCUUCACCACCGAGGAGCAAAUUCACGAGCUCUUCUCGCGCUGUGGCGACAUCCGGCGCAUCGUGAUGGGUCUGGACAAGUUCAAGAAGACGCCUUGCGGCUUCUGCUUCGUGGAGUAUUACAGCCGGAUUGACUCGGAAAUGGCCAUGCGAUACAUCAACGGCACACGACUGGACGAUCGGCUGAUUCGGGUGGACUGGGAUGCGGGAUUCGUGGAGGGGCGCCAGUAUGGCAGAGGGAAGUCGGGCGGACAGGUGAGAGACGAGUACAGGACGGACUACGACUCCGGACGGGGCGGCUAUGGGAAGAUCCUGCAGCAGAAGGCCGUGCCCAACACGGACAAUCUCUAAAUAAAUAGCAUUAAAACGA